Salvia splendens (bonfire salvia) is the source of this 1678-nucleotide messenger RNA. Its product is annotated as guanosine nucleotide diphosphate dissociation inhibitor At5g09550. The record is from RefSeq and is a predicted model, not a curated record. NCBI's taxonomy places the organism in Eukaryota, Viridiplantae, Streptophyta, Magnoliopsida, Lamiales, Lamiaceae. Bases 23 to 1354 code for a protein of 443 amino acids. Gene Ontology annotation, molecular function: Rab GDP-dissociation inhibitor activity. Gene Ontology annotation, cellular component: cytoplasm. The transcript has 13 exons. Gene Ontology annotation, biological process: vesicle-mediated transport; protein transport; small GTPase-mediated signal transduction.
CCUUGUUUUUUGUGUGUGCGACAUGGAUGAAGAGUACGACGUCAUUGUUCUCGGCACUGGUCUUAAAGAAUGCAUUCUCAGUGGCCUUCUCUCCGUCGAUGGCUUAAAAGUACUACACAUGGACAAAAAUGACUAUUAUGGAGGAGAGUCCAGCUCUCUCAAUUUGAUUCAGCUCUGGAAGCGCUUCAGGGGAGAGGAGCAACCGCCUGAGAAUUUAGGCACAAGUAGAGAGUAUAACGUUGAUAUGAUCCCAAAGUUCAUGAUGGCAAAUGGAACUUUGGUGCGCAUCUUGAUUCAUACGGAUGUCACCAAGUACCUCAACUUCAAGGCCGUAGAUGGUAGUUUUGUCUACAACAAAGGAAAGAUCCACAAGGUACCGGCAACUGAUGUUGAGGCACUGAAAUCCCCACUUAUGGGGCUGUUUGAGAAGAGGCGUGCGCGCAAGUUCUUUGUUUUUGUUCAAGACUUUGAUGAGAGUGAUCCCAAGACUCAUCACGGGAUGGAUUUGGAGACAAUUACAGCAAAAGAACUUAUCUCUAAGUAUGAACUGGAAGAUGACACGAUUGAAUUUAUAGGCCAUGCUCUGGCUCUGCAUUUUAGCGAUGAAUACCUGGACAAGCCGGCAGUGACUUUUGUGAAGAGAAUGAAGCUGUAUGCAGAGUCUUUGGCAAGAUUUCAGUCCGGAUCUCCUUACCUCUAUCCUAUGUACGGAUUGGGAGAGUUGCCUCAGGCAUUUGCUCGUCUAAGCGCAGUUUAUGGUGGGACUUACAUGCUAAGCAAGCCAGACUGCAAGGUGGAGUAUGAUGAUGGAGUUGCAAUUGGAGUUACAUCUGAAGGAGAAACAGCUAAGUGCAAGAAAGUUGUCUGCGACCCCUCAUAUUUACCCGAUAAGGUUGAGAAGGUAGGGAAGGUUGCGCGUGCUGUCGUUAUAAUGAGCCACCCAAUCCCAGACACUCAAGAGUCGCACUCAACUCAAGUCAUCAUUCCACAGAAGCAGCUGGGACGCAAAUCAGACAUGUAUCUAUUCUGCUGCUCGUACUAUCACAACGUGGCACCACAAGGAAAAUACAUAGCUUUCGUUUUGACAGAAGCUGAGACUGACGACCCGGAGGCUGAGCUGAAGCCCGGGGUCGACCUUCUCGGACCAGUUGAUGAGAUAUUCUAUGAAACCUAUGACAGAUACAAACCUACAAAUGACUGUGAUUCUGACCACUGUUAUAUUUCUAUGAGUUAUGACCCAUCCACACACUUUGAGUCCACUGUGGAAGAUGUUUUGGCUAUGUACACAAAGAUAACUGGAAAGGUUCUUGAUUUGUCAGUAGACCUUAGUGCAGCAAGUGCUGGUGAACAAUGACGUAUCUAAUGCGAGUCGUGAAUUGGUUCCAAUGGUUGACAGCAGAUGAAACUAGUACAUGCAUGCUCCUCCUCAGCUUCAUACAUACAAGUUCAAGUUUACAGAUUCUUCAAGUUUUUGCUUUGGUUUUGCACUUUAUAUUAGCUGCUAAUAAGAAGAUAACUUUCUGCUAAGUGAUUUUUCAUGUGUAAUGGAACAAGCCCUUUGCAUUAUAGCCAUGGAAGGAAAUGGGGUGUGUUCCAAGUUCCAACUCAACUUACUAAUUAUAUGUGGCUUUAAUUUCUAUGCUAAUGCUUGUAAGAAAAUUGAGUAUUGAAAUAAACU